Molecule: messenger RNA, 1293 nt
Organism: Kazachstania africana CBS 2517
Lineage: Eukaryota; Fungi; Ascomycota; Saccharomycetes; Saccharomycetales; Saccharomycetaceae
Gene: AGA1
Product: Aga1p
Exons: 1
Coding region: 1-1293 (430 amino acids)
Source: RefSeq, a predicted model, not a curated record
AUGAAGACCUUCAUUUUAAGUAUCUUUCUUUUUAGACUUGCUGCUGCUUUGAGUUUGACUACUACUGUUGUCGGCAUAACAUCCACAGUCACUUCAUAUUAUUGUCCAACUUGUGUCACAUCCACUAUCUCACAAAGCUCCAGUAGCAUUCCAUUAGUGUCAAGUUCUUCUGUCACAUCAAGUGAAUCCAUUGUCUCUACAGAAACUAUCGAAAUAAUGUCGACAACAACUGAAACAGUGUGUACUCGUUGUACAGAGACAUCUUCAUCUUCCAGUAUCGUCUCAUCCAGUAUUUCCUCAUCGUCCAGUAUUGUUUCAUCGUCCAGUAUUGCCCCAUCGUCCAGUAUUGUUUCAUCAUCCAGUAUUGCCCCAUCUUCCAGUACUGUCUCAUCAGGUAGCACUUUAUCAACCACUAGAUCAUCAAGUGUCAUUUCUACAUCUUCUAGUGAAGUUGAUUCUUCAUCCAGCAUAUCUACUUCUUCUUCUUCUUCCAGUGAAGCAACUUCCACUCUCGUUUCCUCUUCAAGUAGCAGUAUCUCUACUGCUGCCUCGUCGUCAAGCAUAACUUCUUCCCUGAUUUUUUCUUCUGUGGCUUCUUCCUCUGUGUCUUCUUCCUCGAGUACAAGCCUGACCUCCUCCAUACUUUCCUCCACCCCAAUUACUUCUGCCGUAUCCACCAGCCAUAUGUCAUCCUUUGCUAAUUCCACCUCUGCUACAACAACGCCAUCAGAAUCAAUUGACACUAUCACCACGACCAUCAGCAAAAUUACCAGCAUAUAUACAACAACAUGCCCAUUCAAUGACUCUUCAUCAGCUACUAUCGAAAUUUGUACUAACGAUAUAUGCUCUGGUAUGAAAAAUGUGACACCCAGUGGAAAAGUUUCAGAAUCAACUACAUCUACCACCGUGUCUGCUACCUCUGAUGUUGUUCCAACAACUAGCUCCAACCAUAUCAGCAUCGAAACUAUGACAACUAAAAGCUCUUCCAUUUCUGCUCGCAGCGCUUCAUCGCUUUCCUCUUCAAAUAUACACGUUUCCAGUGCUUCCGCUACCACCACCUCCAUACCUUCUUCCAUUUCUACAAGUUCUUCCUCUACCAAACCAAAUACAUCAACAGCAACUGUCAUAUAUUCUAUACCAGUCACAACUACAAGAUCAACUGGCUCACUACGCGUGCAAACCUCUAGCUCUACUACAAGUACAGAGCAUGUAAGUAUCUACGAAGGAAGUGCCGCUAAAAAAUCACCAUUCGACACUUUAUUAAUGGGACUAAUGAUUAUUCUAUCAAACUAA